Messenger RNA from Iphiclides podalirius (scarce swallowtail), 375 nucleotides. The record is from the annotation of a GenBank genome assembly. NCBI's taxonomy places the organism in Eukaryota, Metazoa, Arthropoda, Insecta, Lepidoptera, Papilionidae.
AUGCCGUCUCGAUUAAAGAGAAACCGCGUCGAUGUUACGAUUUCGAUCUCGUACCCGCCACGCGCGAUCGCACACGGCGCGGGCGAUUCGCGCGCUCAGGAAUCCUCAUCGAUCGGCAUUAAAUUCAUCCACGCCGUCCGCGCGAUUUCUUCCAGGCCGCAAAUUAACGUUAUUACACGCCGCGGUGUAAUAACGAUCCGAUCUCGGAGGCCGCGCUCCGGAUACGAUCUCGGAAUCGUGACCGACGGCCCUGUUUGCUUUGCGGUCGAAACUGGCGACGUGCGGACGAAAGUCUCAGCCUACAUCCGAUCGGCCGCGUGUGGUAUGCUGCGGUAUGCCGCGGUGUGCGCCGCCGUAAUUUCCCCGGGCCGUGCU